CCGCAAACCCCGCCAGACUGUAAUAGAGGUGCGAGGCAAAACUAGCAAUCCCCCGGUGGGCUGUAACGGGAAGCGAGCAGCCACCAGCCGGAACAUCAAAUCAGGACAAGCCCUGCACCUCGCCCAGGGAAGAGACACCGCUGCGAUGCAUGUCCUCUGCGAAGGGGGCUCUCCCGGCUGCACCUCUGAGCUAGAGGGUCAGGAGCUGGAAAGUCAGUGUGAUUCACCCCACGGAUGGCAGCCGCCAUCUUAG
Pelobates cultripes (western spadefoot toad) is the source of this 253-nucleotide messenger RNA. Lineage: Eukaryota; Metazoa; Chordata; Amphibia; Anura; Pelobatidae. The record is from the annotation of a GenBank genome assembly.